GUACACAGUUAUUGCACUUUGAACAGUUCAACAACUAUUUUUUAUGCAAAUAUUAAAUAUUAAGUUAUUUGUUAUCUAAAAUGCUUAGGUUUAGUGAACCCCUUCGAAUCAGUGUUCAGGUGUUUUUUGUCCUGUGCGUGUUCUACUCGACAGAGGGAAGUAUAUUUACGGAAAAAUUCAGAAACUCAGAUCCUGCUCCUUACACAGAGUACUUUAUUGAACCAAUCGAAAGCGAAAGACCCCUGAAUCCGUUUGGAGAGAGUAUACCUGGAUUCUCACUGAACCCCCACUACAGCUAUUCAAAGUCAAGCUUCUCAAACUUUCAAAAUCAAAAGGUUGCUAAUGCUAAUUUAAACUACCAAUCCAAUCGUCUGCGACCUUCCUACCCUUCAGUCUCAGCGUAUAAAGAAUACCCAAUAGAUCAAAAUAAAGAAUUUGGAAUUGGAAAGAAGAAUUUAGAUCAAACUAUAGACCAAGCUGAAAACAGGCCGCUGUUGUUACCCACUCAAAGCAAAUUCAGCUUUCAUCAGACAAUGCCCAAGUCUCGAAAAAAUGAGAUUGUUCCUCUGAUGAACAGGGCUUCCCACACCAUGUAUUCGACUGACACUGUCCGGCUCCAUUCUCUUCUAAAAUCUGCUGCACCCGCUCGCAGUUAUUCUGCUUCCCUUCAACCCACCUGCCUAGAGAACUAUAAUCCAACUUAUCUUCUGAGCGUAGAGGAUACAAGGAUCAAUUGUCAGCUGGCUUGUUACCAGAGUAUAUCUAUACAAAACAAGCUUCAAAGUUGUUGGGAGUCCUGCAAUUCGGGAGAAUACAGUCAGUGUCAAAAAAUAUCCGUGUCUGCCGGAUUAGAAUUGGAGAACCAGCAGCACUGCAACUAUCUUUGCUUCAAGAAUUUUAUCUAUUCUAUUGUUGUGUAAUAAGUUAAUAACUUACAAAGAAAAUAAACGUUUUAAAGAAAAUCAAAA
This is a messenger RNA of Eurytemora carolleeae, 968 nucleotides long. RefSeq lists its product as uncharacterized. The record is from RefSeq and is a predicted model, not a curated record. The coding region runs from base 81 to 920 and encodes 279 amino acids. Lineage: Eukaryota; Metazoa; Arthropoda; Copepoda; Calanoida; Temoridae. The transcript has 11 exons.